AUGGAUUUUGCUAUUUCUGAUCCCAAUUGGCUAGAGACUUACCAAAAAGAAGCUAUAUACUGUGCUCUACAAGAAUAUAAACGCGAAGCAGAACAUGUGUAUCAAUGGAACAAACAGCUUGACAGAAAACAAGAUAAUUAUGAUGACCGUUUAAGUCUAGUCAAUAGACAUUGGGAACAAGUUUGUUUAAUCUCACAACUUCGUGAUUCAAAUUUUCUUAAAAGACUUAUUCAAAUUGAUAACGAGUGUCCAUCAAUUGAGCAAACUGAAAAUAUGAUGAUUGAUGAAUGUAUUUUUGCAAAGGAAAUAGUGAUACAACUUUCAGAAAAAAUUAUUUUAUGGAUUGAAAAAAGAAAUAAUCUCAUUAAAGAUUUACAAUAUGAAAUUGAUGAUGCUACAUUAAGUGAAAAUGGAUUAAUGAAUUCACUACAAUCAGAAAACCAAAGAUUGAAUCAACUUUAUAUACAUGUUAUUAAAAAAAUUGAUGCAUUCCAUAAAAAUUUCACACCAAACGAACUACAGAUGACAAAAAAUAAACUUGAAGAAAAACAGAGAUUAGAAUCAACAGAGGAACAAUUAAGACAAGCUAAGAAACAUAUGGAUAGAUCAAAAAGUGCUUCUCAUGGAUAUUUAUCUGAUGUUAAGUCUCAAAAUUUACAAGGAUCACAAUAUAAUGAUAAUAAUUCAAAACCGUUAGAAAACAAAUUAAUUCAGUCUCAAUUACUUUCCGAGUCUCGUUUGGGAGAAUUAAAAGAAAUGUCAAAAGAAAAGGCUAAUUUAAAAAUAGAAAUUAAUAAACUUUAUAAAAAAUAUUCAAAUUCUCAAGUGAUAGAAUCACCAUUAUACAAAGAAUUACUACAUCAAUAUCUUUAUCGCAAAGAAGAUUUGGAUCAUUUACAUAUAUUUAUGGAGCAAAAUAGUUGUGAAAUGGAAAAGUUGAUAGCUACUAGGAAUUCAGCAACAAACCAGAUACAAGAAGAAAGUAAGGCAGCUAAAAAUGAUGUAAAAAAACAGCUAAAUAAACUUCUCACAGAUUUGGAUAGUUUCUGUGCUCAAAGAGAUGAUGUGAUUAAUAGAGGCGGACAACAAUUAACGAAUGAAAUUCGAAGACUACAUAUGAAGUUAGCAGCACAAGUUGGCAUCAAAGAUGCUGUGGAUUUUUAUUGUAAUCCUGUCGAACCUCCUGAAUUUUCUUAUAAUGAAUUAAAAUCAGGUGCCAACACAUUUGAACUUAUUCAACAAAAUUAUCAUAUGAUUAUCAUUUGCAAGAAAGAUUAA
Entrophospora candida is the source of this 1278-nucleotide messenger RNA. NCBI's taxonomy places the organism in Eukaryota, Fungi, Glomeromycota, Glomeromycetes, Entrophosporales, Entrophosporaceae. The record is from the annotation of a GenBank genome assembly.